Condylura cristata (star-nosed mole) is the source of this 1143-nucleotide messenger RNA. RefSeq names its product deoxyribonuclease I-like 2 (gene DNASE1L2). Gene Ontology annotation, molecular function: DNA nuclease activity. Gene Ontology annotation, biological process: DNA catabolic process. Gene Ontology annotation, cellular component: nucleus. NCBI's taxonomy places the organism in Eukaryota, Metazoa, Chordata, Mammalia, Eulipotyphla, Talpidae. The record is from RefSeq and is a predicted model, not a curated record. The transcript has 5 exons. The coding region runs from base 57 to 584 and encodes 175 amino acids.
CUGCCAGCCAGCCAGACCCUGAGCCUCUGCCACCGGGGCAGCUCGCGCUGCGCGUCAUGAGAGGGCCCCGGGCCCUGGUGGUGGCGCUCUGGGCGCUGGAGCUUGCGCGGGCCGCAGCGCUGCGCAUCGGAGCCUUCAAUAUCCAGAGCUUCGGCGACAGCAAAGUGUCGGACCCCCUCGUGCUGGUCCCGCUGCACGCGGCGCCCCACCAGGCGGUGGCGGAGAUCGACGCGCUCUACGACGUGUACCUGGACGUGAUCGACAAGUGGGGCACCGACGACAUGCUGUUCCUGGGCGACUUCAACGCCGACUGCAGCUACGUGCGCGCGCACGACUGGCCGGCCAUCCGCCUGCGCAGCAGCGAGCUCUUCAAGUGGCUCAUCCCCGACGGCGCCGACACCACGGUGGGCAACUCCCACUGCGCCUACGACCGCAUCGUGGCCUGCGGCGCGCGCCUGCGGCGCAGCCUGAAGCCCCAGUCGGCGGCCGUGCACGACUUCCAGGAGGAGCUCGGCCUGGACCGGGCUCAGGCUCUUGCCAUCAGCGACCAUUUCCCGGUGGAGGUGACCCUCAAGUCCCACUGAUGGCCCUGAGGCCUGGCCAGGUGGAGCUGCCUGCAGCACUCCCUGGCCAGGGGGACAGCCCAGGGCUCACCAGGGUGGCGGGCAUUCCUCAUCAAGGCCCUGGGCAGGGUCAGCUGGGCCUGGACAGGAGCCAUGCCUGCAUUUUGGGGUGACCUAGGCUGCUCCCCAUCUGUAGAAUAGGGUCCCAUCCCCACCCUCACGGGACUUUGGCUGCAAAGCUCCAUCCCACCGGACAGUGGGCCCUGACUGCCUCCCGGCCAGCUUGGUUCAUGGGGCGGCUCGUGCUGGAGCACGGCAGCUGUCUUGCUGUCCACCGCACACCGCAAGGCCACCUCCUGGCCGAUGUCCCUCCUGCAGCCCAGGCCUGGGCCCAGUGUCCCCGGGCCCUGCCCGGCCCUGCCCCUCACUGCUGGCGGGAGGUCUGGGGAUCAGCGAGGCCCUGGGUGGGAGGAGGGCUGGCCGGCCGUCGGGGUCAGGCAGGCGGGUGGGGUGCGCUCCUGCCCCAAGAACCUGCACCCUGAGGGGUGCCCUCCUGGGGACGGCGGCGGGCUGGGUGGCA